Messenger RNA from Corylus avellana, 980 nucleotides. The record is from RefSeq and is a predicted model, not a curated record. Lineage: Eukaryota; Viridiplantae; Streptophyta; Magnoliopsida; Fagales; Betulaceae.
CCCAAAGGGAACAUCGCGUGGAGGUGCAGACAGAUGAAAGCAGAGAGUCCCUUUUUGUUAAGCGAAGCCAGGGGAGAGCCAUAUAGGGUCAUAGAGAGCCAAAAAAGACACAGAAAAUGAGAAUCACAAAAGAAAACCAGCUUUCACACAAACAAACAGCACCGUCGACAAUAAGAAAGUUUUCUUUUCCCCUCGCUCCCUUGAAAAGUUGGAGCUAAAACAGCCAAAAAAACACACCAAGUUGUCUCUCUCUUUUCCUCAUAGAUCCGCGUCUUUGCAAAAGGGUUUUGUUGCUUUAAUGAAGGAGCCGCUUGUGGGAUCCAUGAAGAUUUCUGGGUUGUCCUUGUUUUCCUGUCUGAUGGGGUCUCUUUAGUGAAUCACUUCAUUUCUUGGUUGGUUUGAUCGGUAGUUUGUUUGUGAAGUUAGGGUCUUUCUAGUCUUUAUCGAUUGUUGUAUUCUGCGAUGCAAUCGGAUAGGUCCGAAUCCGCGAGUCCGAUAACCCAACGGGUUCAGUCUUUCCCAUCCACUGAUACGAGAGGGAAGCAUCGGAUACUGGCUGAGCUGAAACGGCUCGAGCAGGAAGUUAGGUUCUUAGAGGAAGAGCUGGAAAAGCUUGAAAAGAUUGAAAAGGCUUCAGCUGAAUGCAAGGAAAUGCUUAGCAAUGUGGAAACAAGACCUGAUCCUUUGCUCCCAAUAACAAAUGGCCCAAUAAAUCAAUUUUGGGAUCGUUGGUUUGAAGGUCCACAAGAUUCAACAGGUUGCAGAUGCUGGAUACUGUGAUGGUUAUUGCUGAUUUGAAGAAUUGAUUUCCACCAUCAGAUAUAGCAGAGACUUCAACUUACAGACUUCAAUCUCUGAACAAAAGUCAUUUUUAAUUAGUCAGUUACAGCUUGAGAUGGAUACUGUCAUUUGGCAAAUGUUUGAUGGAAUACUCCACUGUGCAUAUGAGGAUUUUAUAGCAAAACCUUUUGUUGGCAAAU